CCCUCAAGUAAGCCGUGUAAUGGACAGAUUCUGGAAGUUCGAGCUUCCUGUUUAUCUGUUCCCAAAUUAGCCUGUCGUUUUCGUCCUGUAGACUGAUAGAAAGGUCAUAGCUGUGUUUGAAGUUCAUGAUAACUGAAGAAUCGUCACGAACGGUGAUCGCAUUCACACGUUUUCAGACAAAUUGAAACAAAUGUGCUUUUUGUUUAAUAUUUGAAUAGCAGUACUGAUUCCUAUGUUCUUGUUAAUUGAUUGGACAACAUAAGGGGUGGAUUGAACAGCCGAUUCAUUUACGGAUUUUUUUUAUAAAACCUAGGCAGAUUAGCACUAUUGACACUGACCCUGACGUUUGCAAAGCGCGCUCUGACUUAUGUCAAGCUAGCAGAUCUCGUGGCAGUCUAAAAAUCCGAAAUCAAUUACACGGCUAAUCUUCUUGGUACCACUAUAUAUCUACUCGGAAAUAUUAAGAAGCCGGAAUAUUAUUUGUUGGGGAAAGCUGUAUUGUUGAUAACUAAUUACAUCCACAAUAAUAGAUAAAGAUUGGGAUGCAGGUAUGGGUUGAGUCAAACUGACACGUAUCUAUAGUGGAUCAGAUGUCCAAAUUACAGUGGCAAAAUGCCUAAAAAGAAGACUGGACAAAGGAAGAAAGCUGAAAAAGCUAAGAUAAGACAAAAAUUACUCCGGAAAAAAGGACUAGAAAUAGAUCUUAUCAACCAUCCUUCGAACAUAUUGAUGGAGUGUGGCCAGUGUGGGAAGCAUCAGAAAAACCGAGCAUUUUGUUAUUUUUGCCAGUCUAUCCAAAGACUCCCAGUGUGUUGUCAUUGUGGUAAACAAAAGUGUUCUGCACGUUCUGGCGAUUGUCUAGUUAAACAUGGUUCUACACAUGUUACUGGACUCAGUAUGGUGGGAGCGGUUUGCGACUUUUGUGAAGCUUGGAUAUGUCAUGGGGAGAAGUGUUUAUCUGUACAUGCAUGUGAAUGUCCACUGAGAGACGCUGUUUGUGUUGAAUGUGAGCGCGGGUUAUACAGUUUUGGUGGUCGGGUGUUUUCUUGCGCCUAUUGUGACCACAAGCUUUGUGAGGAUGACCAGUUUGAGCACCAGGCAAGCUGUCAACGUUUAGAAAGUGAGAACUUUAAAUGUGCUUCAUGUAACAAAAUGGGAACACAAAUGUGUCUCCGUUGUAAAGUUACAUAUUGUGACGAUCACUGCAAGAGAAAAGGUGUGAAGUAUGAACGUGGAAGGCCUAUUCCUUGUCCGAAAUGCGGACAUGAUUUAACUGAUAGUUAUAAUUUGAGCGUAUCAGUUCGCAGCUACGAGUAUGGUCGCCAGAUAUGUGUAGAAAACUACUCUGAUGAAGACACUGAGAGCGAGAACGAAGAGGAACAGUGUUCUGGAAAAUCAGAAGAUGAACAUGAUGACGAUGAUUAUAAUUUGUUAGAUAAAUUAACCAUUAAAAAUUAAAAAGUAUUUGUAUUAAAUU
Molecule: messenger RNA, 1477 nt
Organism: Schistosoma haematobium
Lineage: Eukaryota; Metazoa; Platyhelminthes; Trematoda; Strigeidida; Schistosomatidae
Gene: NOA36
Product: Zinc finger protein, variant 2
Exons: 7
Coding region: 613-1458 (281 amino acids)
Cellular component (GO): nucleus
Molecular function (GO): zinc ion binding
Source: RefSeq, a predicted model, not a curated record